Messenger RNA from Rattus rattus (black rat), 516 nucleotides. RefSeq names its product transmembrane protein 92-like. The record is from RefSeq and is a predicted model, not a curated record. NCBI's taxonomy places the organism in Eukaryota, Metazoa, Chordata, Mammalia, Rodentia, Muridae. Bases 1 to 516 code for a protein of 171 amino acids. Gene Ontology annotation, cellular component: nucleoplasm. The transcript has 5 exons.
AUGAGAUGGUAUGCAACUGGGAAGACUUAUUUCAUCGGUAUCUCCCCAUUCCUGUUUGUCCUGACUAGACACUGCCCCAAAGGAUUCAUAUGCUGUGAAAAUGAAUGCUGUCAGGAAAGCAAGAUCUGGGAUCCUGAUACUGAACAUGGAGGAGGUCCAGCAAGGGCACAUGGCUUAGGCACUUAUGACAAUACCAUCCCCGACCUCCCUAGCAUUGCACUGAUCGUCUUUUGGGUCAUCUUCGCCCUCCUGUGCAUCUGUGGCCUUGUGAUGUCCAAGUGCAAAGGACUGCAGCAUGACCUGAGACCUGCAGAUCAUCAGACUCCUCCACAUCCACCCUCCAAAGCUCCUCUAGAGAGCAUUUGGGUCACCUCCGUGGAUCCCCUACCAACCAUUGGUAAGUUGGGUCUUUCUGUUGUUCUGAAUUCAACUGGGACUGAAACACGUCCUCCGUACAGCCUCAGGCCUGAAGGCCCUACUGGCCAGACGAGAGGGACUCGCUAUGCAACACUUUGA